Messenger RNA from Effrenium voratum, 667 nucleotides. The record is from the annotation of a GenBank genome assembly. Lineage: Eukaryota; Dinophyceae; Suessiales; Symbiodiniaceae.
GUGCCUGGCUCAAGGACGCCCGGGGGUUGCAGCUGAUGAACACCUCUCAGUUGCUGCGGGUGCUGCAGUACCAUCAGUACCGCCCUUUGGCGCAGCCCAAGUCCCAGCACGUGGCUUUGGCCGAGCCAGCGCUGGAGCGCCAGAGCAAGGGCCAGUAUCGCCUGGCGCGGGGUGCUGCUUACAUGCAACCUGCGUUUCCUCCGCUUCCAGCCUGGCCGCGCCGGGCGCCUGCCAAGCGACUGCCGGAGCGCAAGGGCAAGAGCAAGUACAAGAUUGAGGCACUCAUUGUUUUGCGCUGCCUCCUGCAGAUCAAAAUUCGCAGCGAACUGGUGCGAAAAGAGAGGAUCAGACGACACAAAGAAUCUCAGCACCAGCUGGCGCAGGUGCUGCUGAAAGGAGCGUACAGGGGCGCCUAUGACCGAGAGAUUGUGGAGAAUACCUGCAAGCGACAAGUUGGGCCGCAACAGACGCUGGAGUUCUUCCAGCAUCUGAACUUGGUGCAGCCCCAGCUGCUGGCCACCGAGGUGCGCACCUUCGGCUGCCGCACCGUGGAAGACCUGUCGCAGCUGCUGCAGCGGUGGCCGGACUUCUGGCAGAAGCUGCGGCUGCGGUGCGGGGAGCGGCAGAAGUUAGACGAGGGCCUGAAGCAGCACCGGAAGGGCAAGGC